This is a messenger RNA of Hipposideros armiger (great roundleaf bat), 7566 nucleotides long. RefSeq names its product protein eyes shut homolog. Gene Ontology annotation, molecular function: calcium ion binding. The record is from RefSeq and is a predicted model, not a curated record. Lineage: Eukaryota; Metazoa; Chordata; Mammalia; Chiroptera; Hipposideridae.
AUGGAUUUCAAGGCCUGCUUUGUGAAGUUAAUGGAAAGGAAUUUGAUUCAUCACCCAGCCUCUGUAACAGAACAUCCACAGAGCUCAUGGAUAAAUUCAAAUGGAUCUGUCCCCAUGGCUGUAUGGGCAAGUACCAAAUGUGAAAUAGAUGCAGAUGAGUGCGCUUCACAUCCCUGUAAGAACGGAGCUGCCUGCACUGACCAACCCGGUAAUUACUUCUGCCAAUGCGUGGCUCCAUUUAAAGUGGUUGACAGUUUCUCCUGCUUAUGCGAUCCUGGCUAUGCUGGCCUGAGAUGUGAACAGGAUAUUGAUGACUUUAUCCUGAAUGCCUGUGAGCACAAUUCUACCUGCAAAGAUUUGCAUCUGAGCUACCAGUGUGUAUGCCUGUCUGGCUGGGAAGGAAAUUUUUGUGAGCAAGAAUCCGAUGACUGCAAAACAAAUCCUUGUAAGAACAAUUCCACCUGUAUUGAUCUUUACAAUAGCUAUCGCUGUGAAUGUACAUCUGGAUGGACUGGGCAAAACUGCAGUGAAGAAAUGAAUGAAUGCGACUCUAGCCCAUGCAUGAAUGGAGCUCUCUGUCAUGAAUCUACCAUCCCUGGGCAAUUUGUAUGCCUGUGCCCACCCUUUUAUACUGGAAAAUUUUGCCAUCGACACUAUAACCCCUGUGAUCCACUCACUGACCCUUGCAGAAACAAUGCGACAUGCUUGACUUUGGUAGAUGGAAACCAUUAUUGUGUUUGUAGAGAAGGAUUCGAAGGGGAACACUGUGAAAUUAACAUGAAUGAGUUCUCCCUUUCCUGUCAGAUUUAUGGUGACUGUGAAGCUGGAGUAAACAAGUUCAGGUGUGUUUGCAUUCCCAGGUUUUCUAAACCUCCAUGUGAAAUUGAAACUGAGUGUUCCUCUAAACCUUGCAAAAAUAAUGGAAUCUGUGUGGAUCUGACAAUCAGAUUUGUAUGUAAUUGCAAACCUGGGUAUCAUGGAUCUCUCUGUGACCUGGAUAUGAAUGAAUGUGAAAUCUCACCUUGUAUAGAUGGAGAAAAUUGUAUCAACAGAGCUGGUGGAUACAACUGCCUCUGUGCUCCUGGUUAUACAGGCGUCAGUUGUGAAGUAAAUAUAGAUGAAUGUCUAUCAAUGCCCUGUCUCCAUGAUGGAGCUUGUAUCGAUGGCAUCAAUCAUACCUGUGACUGCAAGAGUGGGUUUUCUGGAACACACUGUGAAAGAAAUGCAAAUGAUUGCCUCUCAAGUCCUUGUCUACAUGGAAGAUGCACAGAUCUCAUCGAGUAUCAAUGUUCAUGUGAUACAGAAUGGACUAGCUCAAGAUGUGAAAUUAAGAUUAAUAACUGCACAUCAAUUCCUUGUAUGAAUGAAGGCUUCUGUCAGAAGUCAGUCCAUGGCUUUAUGUGCGUUUGCCCAAGAGGAUACACUGGUGCAUAUUGUGAGAUCAAUAUUGACAGUUGUUCUGAGCCUGAAUUGAAUUUGCACUUCUGUUUUAAUGGAAGGAUUGGUGUUGAUGGACCUGGACACACUUCUUACUGCAGAUGUCUUCCUGGAUUUUCUGGUCAGUUUUGUGAAGUUAAUAUAAAUGAAUGUCUCUCAUCACCAUGUCUGAAUGGUGCCAGCUGUGAAGAUCACAUCAAUGGAUAUAUUUGUAAAUGUCAACAAGGAUGGUCAGGACAUCAUUGUGAGAAGGAACUUGCUGAGAGCAUCCCCAGCUCAUGUGCUCAUGGAAUAUGCACAGAAACUGAACCUGGCUUCAAGUCCACAUGUUUAAGCAAACCUGGAUUUAUGACAUGCUCCAUUGGGCUUCUUUGUGGUGAUGAAAUAAGGAGAAUUAGCUGUUUAUCUCCCAUUUCUCAAAGAACAGAUGCCAUUUCUACACAAACAUAUACAGUGCCUACUUCUGAGACUUCAAUCAGUAGCUUUCCAUCUGCAAGAGCUACAAGACUAUGGACCAUAAUGAAUACUUAUACAGUUGAUCAAGGUCCAAAACAGACAGACAUUUUCAAGCAUGAUGUUCUCCCAACUGCUGGUUUGUCAUUGUUAAAUAUUGGCAUAUCCUUUGAAAGCUAUUUACUUGAAGAACUAAUUUCUACCAGAGAGUUUUGCGCAAAGACUCUUAUUUCUUCCACAGAUGUUUCCUCUUCUCAUUUUCUGAUUUUGGGUGUUGAUGGCCCAACACAAAUUGUCUGGGGCAAAACAUCUGUAUCACAUAUGCCUAUCCAAACGUCAGUGGUCACACAAGGCUCCUUUAUUCUCAGUAGGGGAGAGAGGACCCCAUUUAUCAUCUGUUCCUUAAUGACAGAUUUUAUUUUUCCUACACAGUCUUUACUAUCUGAGAAUGAUCAUUCUGUUGCCGUAUCUGCUACCAUAAUGAGCUCAGCAAUUAGUCGCAUUCCAGGGGCUGAUACUGAAUUAAACAGACACUUGUUACUCUCCAGUGGAUUCCUGCUCACAACAGCUCCCACAAGCGCACCUCCAGUUGUCUCUAGGGGAGCUCAAGAGGAUACUGAAGAAUAUUCAGCUGUUUCUUUAAUUCCAAGAAAAAAGUACUAGAGAUUGCUGAUCUCAAUGCCUCCCAUUUCUCCUGCUAAGAUAAUUAUAUCUAAACAGGUAGCCAUCUUAAACUCAUCAACCCCACACAGAUUUCCUACACAAGCCCCCGUUCCCAGUGAAUAUCAGGUUAUUACUGAAGCAUCAAGCAACCAGAGGCUCACAAACAUCAAAUCACAGACUGCUGAUUCUUUUAGUGAAUUAAGCCAAACAUGUGCAACAUGUUCUAUGACUGAAAUAAAAUCCUCUCAUAAAUUCUCAGAUCAAGUUUUGUGUCGCAAACAGUCCCACUUUUAUGAGACGUUCUGGAUGAAAUCAACAAUAUUAGCCAGCUGGUCUGCACUAAUGAGAACUCAAAUGAUCACUUCUGGGAGAUCGUUUUCUCCUGUUACUGAAAUAACGCCAUGGGCAUUCACAGAGCUGUCAUCUUUAUUUCCUUCUAAAAAUAGUACAAAAAGGAGAAUGUUAUCCUCAUCCUUGGAAGAAUCCAUUACCUUAUCAAGUAAUUUGGAUGUUAAUUUAUGUUUGGAUAAGACUUUUUUUUAAUCCAUUGUCCCUUGGCAAACUAUCUCUUUAGACCUGAUGAAUUAUAAUUUGACUACAAAACUGACUACUGAUGAUCUGUUAGUAUCAGAAACCAUUUAAAAAAUGUUGACUAUAAGAUGAUAUGGUAUAACUAUGGUUCCUACUGAGUUACUGAAUCAAGAUAACUUAUUGGGCAUGCAAGAGAGUAAAAGAUCUCAUAAACAGCUCAAACUUCACACAAGUGAUAGUUCUUUGGAUUUUGAAUUAGACUUACAAAGUCGUCCAGAAACUAUAUGUGCAAAUGAUCUUGGAAACCACUUGCCAUUGUACAUAUGCUCAAUAUCUGAUUGUUCAGAAGUAUCCUCUAAUGUUGCAUUUUAUACCAUUUCAGCAACUCGGUCACUUCCAGCACAGACCUCUUUCCCCACACCUGUACAUAUGCCAGAUUGGACAUAUUAUACAGAUGAUCUGACUUUACCAUCUGAUUUAAAAGAAGAGUUCAGAGCUUCUUCAGAGUGGUCCAGAUAGGAGCUUCAGCCCAGUGUGCAUGAUUGGGAAUCUUCUGCUGCAGGCCGGAGGCUUCCCAUCACCACAUCUCUUACUUUGUCUUCACUGGAGUCCAUUCCAGCACCUCAUCCGCUGAUGGUUUCUGAUUUCAGCUGUGUUUGUUAUUAUGGAGAUUCCUAUCUAGAAUUUCAGAAUGUAUUUUUAAACCUACAAAACAACAUCUCCCUAGAAUUUCAGACCUUUAGCCCCUAUGGACUCCUGCUCUAUAUCAAGCAAAACUCAAAUUCGGUAGACGGAUUUUUCAUCCAAUUAUUUAUUGAAAAUGGUACUUUAAAGUACCACUUUUUCUGUUCUGGUGAAGCAAAAUUGAAAAGCAUUAACACUACUGUCAAAGUGGAUGAUGGACAAAAGUAUUCAUUGCUUAUCAGGCAAGAAUUGGAUCCAUGUAAAGCUGAGCUGACUAUUCUAGGUAGGACUACAAAAACAACUGAAUCUAUCAAUCGUGUAUCUGGAAAAACCCUGCCAGAAUCAGGGACUGUCUUUAUCGGUGGAUUUCCAAGUCUUCAUGGAGCAAACCAGAUUUCUGGACCAGUUGAGAAUUUUACUGGCUGCAUAGAAGUUGUAGAAGUAAAUAACUGGGGAUCUUUCAUUCCAUCUAAGGCAGUGAAAAAAAUUAACGUUGAUAGUUGCAGAUCCCAGAAUUCUACUCUGUCUGCAACGUCCUCAUUUGUUGCUCCUUCGGAUGGGACAGAAGGGGCUGACGCCAUGGGGACUUCCUCCAUCCCUGCUCCUACAGCACCAUCCAUGUGCCAAGAGGAUGUUUGUCACAACGGAGGCACUUGCUAUCCAGUCUUUCUCUCAAGUGGCAUAUUCUCAUUCCAGUGUGACUGUCCACUACAUUUCACUGGCCGUUUCUGUGAACAAGAUGCAGGUUUAUUUUUUCCAUCUUUCAAUGGGAAUUCCUAUUUAGAACUGCCUUUUCUCGCAAGCAUGAAUGAGUUGGAGGCUGUCCUGGAGAAGAAACAUAACAGAAUUGUUACCAUCUAUUUGACUGUAAAAACAAACACUUUGAAUGGAACUAUUCUCUACAGUAGUGAGAAGAAUUUUGGACAACCGUUUCUCCAUUUAUUUCUUGUGGAAGGAAGACCCACAGUUAAAUAUGGAUGUGGAAGCUCUCAAAACAGCUUGACUCUUUCUGCUAAUUAUAGCAUUAAUACAAAUGCAUUCAUCCCUCUCACCAUACGCUAUUUGAUGCCGGUUGGCAGCCCUGGGGUCGCUUGUAUGAUUGAAAUGACUGCAGAUGGAAAACCUCCAAUAAAGAAGAAAGACACAGAGAUAUCCCAUGCCUCUCAGGUACAUUUUGAAUCAAUGUUCCUCGGCUAUAUUCCAGAAAAUGUUAAGAUCCAUAAGAAUGCAGGCCACCUUUAUGGGUUCAAGGGCUGUAUUCAAGAGCUUCAAGUAAACAACAAAGAGUUCUUCAUCAUUGGUGAAGCACUACGUGGAAAGAACAUUAAGAACUGCCCUGUCCCUGGGUGUGCUCAGCAUCUAUGCGGCAACAACGGCACCUGCAUCAGUGAUAGUGAAAACUGGUUUUGUGAGUGUCCGAAGCCAUACUCAGGCAAGCUGUGCCAGCUUGCAACUUGUGAAAACAGCCCUUGUAGAAAUGGUGCCACCUGUGUUCCUAAAUCCGGGACAGGUAUUGUCUGCCUCUGCCCAUAUGGAAGGUCUGGGCUCCUCUGCACUGAUGCUAUUAAUAUUGCUGAGCCCAGGUUCCAUGGCACGGACCCCUUUGGAUACACUUCAUUCUUGGCUUAUUCUCGGAUCCCAGACAUCGACUUUGAUUAUGAAUUCCACUUGAAGUUUCAGCUGGCAAACAAUCACUCGGCACUGCAAAAUAACUUAGUGUUUUUCACUGGACAGAAGGGCCUUGGGGUGAACGGCGACGACUUCCUGGCAGUGGGCUUGCGCAAUGGCAGCGUGGUGUACAGUUACAACCUGGGGUCUGGCAUUGCAAGUAUCACCAGUGACCCUCUGGAUCUGAGCCUUGAGAUCCACACCGUCCAUCUGGGGAGGCUCUUCCAAAUGGGCUGGCUGAAGGUAGAUGAUCAUAAAAAUAAAUCCAUCAUCUCCCCAGGAAAACUGGUUGGUCUCAAUGUCUUCAGUCAGUUUUAUGUAGGUGGCUACAGUGAAUACACUCCAGUUCUCUUACUGAAUGGAGCGGAUUUUAAAAAUGGCUUUCAAGGUUGUAUUUUCACUAUUCAAGUUCGCACUAAGAAGCACGGCCAUUUCAGACGGCUGGGAAACCCCGAGGGCCACCCAGACGCUGGGCACAGCGUUGGCCAGUGUGAUGGUUCUCCGUGUAGUUUAAUGACAUGUGGCAAUGGUGGAACAUGUAUAGACAGUGGAUCUACUGUUUACUGUGACUGUCCCACUGGGUGGAAAGGAGCCUUCUGCAUGGAGACAGUCUCCGCCUGUGACCCUGAACAUGACCCUCCACCCCAGUGUAGCAAAGGAGCCACUUGUGUCGCACUGCCUUAUGGCUACGCCUGCUUCUGUCCUCUAGGAACCACGGGAAUCUUCUGUGAACAAGCUUUGUCUAUAAGUGAUCCAUCUUUCAGAAGCCAUGAAUUAUCCUGGAUGUCUUUUGCGUCCUUUCGUAUUCGAAAAAAGUCACAUAUUCAAUUGCAGUUUCGGCCUCUUUCUGCAGAUGGCAUCCUGUUUUAUGUUGCACAACACUUAAAAGCACAGUCAGGUGAUUUUUUAUGUAUCUCUUUAGUCAAUGGUUCCAUUCAACUUCGCUACAACCUUGGUGACGAAACUAUUAUUCUAGAAGCUCCCCAAAAAGUAACUAUUAAUGGAAGCACUUGGCAUGUGAUUAAAGCAGGAUGAGCUGGUGCAGAAGGCUACCUGGAUGUGGAUGGAAUAAAUGUGACAGAAAAAGCCAACGUCAAAAUGAGCUCCCUGGACACAAAUACUGACUUCUAUCUUGGAGGAGUGUCAUCCUUACAUCUUGUAAAUCCCAUGGCAAUAGCAAAUGAACCUGUAGGUUUUCAAGGUUGUAUCCGAGAAGUUAUUAUCAAUCAUCAAGAAUUACAAUUAACUGAAUUAGGAGCAAAAGGUGGCUCCAAUGUAGGUGACUGUGAUGGGACACCCUGUGGGUACAAUGUGUGCAGAAAUAGGGGUGAAUGUGUACUAAGUGGCACAACUUUCGCUUGCAGAUGUUUGCCACAUUGGACUGGAAAUACAUGUGACCAGUCUGUGUACUGUCUGAAUCAUCGUUGUCUCCACCCAUCUCUCUGUAUACCUGACCGACCACUCUCUUACCGUUGUUUGUGUACUUUGGGUUGGGUGGGAAGGUAUUGUGAAAACAAAACUUCAUUUUCAACUGCAAAAUUUAUCGGCAGUUCUUACAUUAAGCACAUUGAUCCAAAAUACAGAAUAAGAAACCUUCAGUUCACUACUGUAUCAUUAAAUUUCAGUACGACAGAAAGAGAAGGCUUACUUGUGUGGGUAGGAAAAGCUCAAAAUGUAGAAAAUGAUUUUCUGGCAAUUGGUCUUCAUAAUCAGACCUUGAAAAUAGCAGUUAACUUAGGAGAAAGCGUUUCUGUACAUAUGAUUUAUAGCAAUGACACACUCUGUUGUAAUAAAUGGCACCAUAUACUUAUAAUUCAAAAUCAGACUCUUAUUAAGGCCUACCUAGAUGACAAUCUAAUUCUCUCUGAGGAUAUUGAUCCACACAAAAAAUUUGUUGCUCUAAACUAUGAGGGUGUCAGUUAUCUAGGGGGCUUUGAAUAUGGUCGAAAGGUAAAUAUUGCUACUCAAGAGAUUUUUAAAAGAAACUUUGUUGGGAAAAUUAAGGAUGUAUAUUUUCAGGAUUCAAACAAAGUCGAGUUAAUUAAAUCAGAAGGAUACAAUGUUUAUAAUGGAGAUGAACAAAAUUAGUCUACAGGUCUCAAAUUUCGGUAUAAAACAGGUUCUAAAUAA